Molecule: messenger RNA, 10050 nt
Organism: Acytostelium subglobosum LB1
Lineage: Eukaryota; Evosea; Eumycetozoa; Acytosteliales; Acytosteliaceae
Exons: 5
Coding region: 1-10050 (3349 amino acids)
Molecular function (GO): protein binding
Source: RefSeq, a predicted model, not a curated record
AUGUUUAGAAAGAUGAAGAGUAUAGUGUUUGGUGGCGGUAACAACAAUAGUACCGCCACCAAUAAUACUACCAAUGUACAACUAUCAACAAAUGAACAACAACAACAUCAACAGCAUCAACAACAACAUAUUGAUGAUGACAAAGAGAAUGUACAACAACAACAACAUCAUCAACAUGAUGUGACACCAGAGGUCACUUCACCAAUGUCUUUACAUCCUCUUACACCGCCAACACCUCCAAACUGGAUGCGUCUUACCAUGAACAUACCACCGAUGGCAGCACUCAACAACAAACAAGUCGAGUCUCCAACUUAUCAAGCACAACAACAGACACAACAACUUACACAACAACAACAGAUAGAGAUAGAUACUACUCCAAUCGAUAUAUGGAGUAUAAUGAUUGAUAGUGAUGUGGCCGCGAUUAGACAGGGCGCUGCGGUGACUUCAACAACAAAACUGAGAGUGCUAUGGCAGGAGUAUGUGGCGAGCAAGUCUGAGAAGGACAGGUUGGUCAAACUCAACAUGGUACUGCCGCACUUUAUCGCCCUGCUCGAGGAGCAUGGCAUCGACCUGCAAAACAUGAACGAUAUAUUCGUCGGCGGCAACACCAAGGCGUUUGCAUUCGCCGUCAUCAAGCACUUUAUCAAGGACAUUCAGGAGCUGACGCAUGCACACGGCUCCAACAAGUCAGAGAUCGUUCGCUACCUCACCCAAUGUGGGCCAGCCAGCUGCGGCUUCGAACUGAUCUACACCAUCGAGUUGCUCUCAUCGUGCAAGGCUGCGUGCGAUGUGAUGGUGGAGCAGUCCAUGCCAUCAUGUCUGGUGCGUGUACUACAGUACAUGUUUGUGUCGCCCUACACCCUGCUGGAGGAGUUCAAGGGCGUCGUGGAGGACCGCAUCAUCAACAUACUCUACAACAUCAUAUCACACAAGGGCGCACUGGAGGAACUGCAGCGAACAGACGCACUGGCCCUCUUCUUCUCCCUACUUGCCAACAACCAACAAUCACACAACGCACUGCGGAUCAAGAUGAUGCUAAUCCCUCAUGCCUUGACCGACCUUCAAUCAAACACAAUCCAUUAUAUCAACGACAAGAAGAUUAUACAUAAUGCCAUUCAUAGCCUGAGUAGUGGCAGUGGCGUCAGUGGCGUCAGCGGCAGCAGUGGACAACAACAUACCGAGGCGUCGGUCAGGCUGAUACAGGUACUCGUCAAAUUGCUUCAAGAGUCCUGCAAGCGAUCAGUAUUGUUAAUGGAUGACUUUACGCGAGCUGGUGGAUACUUACUUCUUGUCAACACAUUGGUACACUUGGAUCAGGUGGCGCCAUCUUCACACGCAUCACCAUCACUCUCAUCAUCAACCUCAACAUUAUCAUCACCAUCACUUGGAUCUGGAUCAGGGUCAUUAUCAUCAAAGGACAACGAACUGUUCAGCUGUCUAUUGGACUGUGUCUAUGCAUUGACCUGCGUUGGACAUGGACCGAUCACACUCCAUCAUGCCAGCGAGGGUCUAGAAAUACCCUACCAGAAACCAAUCACACAAUCCAUCAUCAAAGAUAUAGCGCAUCAAGAGAGCAUCGUAAGGAACGAGGCUGCAUUCAAAGUGUUUGAACAGUACUUCCUGCGGAGCAACAUCGAAGUGAGACGCGAGCAACUACUUGAGCGAAUCCUCACAUUGUACACCAUCAAUCCAAUUAACUACCAACUACUUCGACAUCAUGAUACACUGGCCAAGUUCAUCCUGAUGUACGCCGAGCUUGGCGACCUUCUAAAGCUACACAUUAUGACGAUUGUUAGUGCAGUUGUAACAAAGUUGGAAUGCGUACCAUUUCAAGAGCUGCGAGCUUACUCAUCUUUGAUCAUGAAUGGACAGCCAUCAUUGUCCACACUCGACGUCGUCUAUCAGCUGAUAACGACAAUCGUGAACUUUGAUCACAAGUAUCGCCAGAUGAUUCGCGAGGCAGGACUGUUGGACGGCCUGCUCAGCGUGAUCGAUCGAUACCGCACACAGAUAACCCUGCCACCCAAUCACAAGCUUGUCGAGGCCUACCCCAUCGUCCUUGACGCCACAUACAUGUUGUUAGGCGACAACACAGACAACCUCAAUUAUGCCAGGAAAUGUGAUCUCGCUCAGACCCUGUUGACGUUGGUGCCUCACUCAUUCGUUCGAUCAAAGGCACUUAGGAUUGUACAGCAGCUGAUCAAGCACGACCCUGACACAUCACAGCAAGAGUUUAACGACCUGAUAUGCACGCUGAAAGGUCGUAGCACACGCAUGCGUACAGACAUUAUCAAUGCCAUCAACAAGUUGUUCAACAUCUCAAAGUUUGCUAGGGAUUCAUUCCGCGAGCAUGAUGGUUUCGUAGCCAUCCUCUCAGUGUUGCUUCAAUUGGAGUCAUGCUUUAAGGAGUGUGAUGACUACAACAACAAUGGCGUUGGCGCGCCAAUAUUGGACAGCUGCGACAACAGAGACAACAAAGAGGAGUAUAUUGAGCAGAGAUUACUGCUGUUGGAAGCGAUAUGUAGGGUCACAACAUCGGCAAUGUCGGGCAACACGAACAAUCGAACGUCAUUCGAGCAGCAGAUAGGAUACUCGACAUUUGCACGCGGUCUUAUAAUGACGGGCGUGCUGCAGACUGAGCACGCGACACGUGUUGUCAGCCAACUGUUUGACAUGACCACAGAGAACCUGAGCGGCAGGACGGACGACGACUGCUGCAUGCCCAUUAGGAACGUCAAUGCCUUCAUUGUCAUUAUGGACAUCAUUCCUGAGAUUGCCAACCCAGUGCACGUGCAGGAGAUCGUCAAGCGCAUCAGUCAGAUGGCCAACUAUGGUCGCUCUAACCAGGAGUCACUGGCCAAGCUGUCGAUCCCCGACUGGAUCCUGACCAAGUUCUCUGAGACCCUGGUCGACAGCAGCGAUCCUCUGCAGCCACAUCUUCUCAGUCUGAUGCAGACCGUCGGCGCCAACUGUCUGUCUGCGUCCGAGCUGCGCCAGUUUGUCAAGUUGCUGCAACUGGACAACUCUCCAGCCGUUCUGCUCAAGAUCCUGGCUGCAAUGGCCCAGUCGCCGCCCACUCCACCAUACUUUGAGUUCAAUCCAAACGACAAGUUGUCGUACGCAUACAUACACUUGCCACUACAGCAACAUGCAUGGCCGCCCGCCAGCGGCUACACCAUUCUCUUUUGGCUGUACAUUGAGAAGAGCGGACCACAGAUCGACCUAAUGCACCUCUACUCAGACGACAAGAAGUCAAGCGUGGCACUGCUGAUCAAGAACGGCACGAUGAUGCUCAGCGUACUCAAUGGCAACAAGUUCACCAUCGAGUUCCCCGAGCGCUUUGAGCAGGGCCGCUGGUACCACGUCGGUCUGGUUCACUACAAUCGCCGUCUGUUGGCUGGAAGUGAGGUCAAGCUGUUCAUCAAUGGCUUCCCCUCGAAGCACACCGUGUCCAAGGCACAAUACCCUGCCAUGGCCACAGCUGGAAGCAACUUGUUCUGCGAGAUUGGCACUGGAGCCAUUGGAAACAGAUAUCCUGGCGAGCAAAUCUGGCGCAUUGGCCAAUUCUACAUGAUUGAGGACACGCUAAACACUGAGCACAUCAACUCGAUAUUCUUCCUGGGGCCAAACUACUGCGCCAACUUCCAGGGCAAGUUCGCGCCCUACCAAACGUUCGAAAUCAUCAACCAUCACAACCUUGUGGCCAUCGAGGAGCUCAAGUACCACGACAGCCUCGGCCCACUUAACUUCACCAAGAUGUCUAUCAAGGUCGAUGAGAAGUCCAUCCUAGUGGGCCUGUGUGCGGACAACAAACGAAUCAAAGUACGUGGACAGUGCGUCAAGAGCACGAGCGAGAAGACACAGUUGCCUCCCCAGAUCGAUUGUGUCAUUGGCGAGACACGCAACAAUGUGGACUUUGGCGUCAAAGACAUUGAUUUCACCGAGGAGAUCAUCAAUCAGAGCGUGCGACAUCAGCGCGGCCAACUCAUGGGCUGCAUCGAGGCUUUCCGUGGCAACAAGGUGGCCGACGAUAUCGCCAAGAUUGGCGGCAUGUCUGUCAUCCUGAUGCUGCUUGAGAAGGCCAAGACGCACGAGACCUUUGAGGAUGCCAUCCGUCUGCUAGUUGGUGUCGUCCAGAACCAUCCCAAGAACACCCACGAGAUGACCCAGAUCAAUGGCUACGAAGUGAUGGCAUGGAUCUUGAAAAGCCGUCCACACCUCUUCACGACAAGCACAGUGGACUUGCUGUUUGACCUCGUGGGCAUCAACGGCAACACGACGGUAACGGGCGUUGUCAAUCGCCGCGAGGGUACCAUAUCCAACUGGAGCGCUUGCAAGCGCCUUCUGAUGAACCACACGAUCUGGAAGCACCUGAGUGUCGAGCUGCGUCAGUACAUGCUGAUGGGCCUGCAUGAUGUCAUCGUGGACAACCAUCAGUACAUGUUCAACACGGCCAUCUUGCGCAAGUUGCGUAUUGUGCAGGACCUCUUUGACAUCCUCAACACAGACACUGUGUGCGAGGAGACUGUCAACAUCGUUAUCAAGAUGUUGUACGCGGUGUUUUGCGAGAAGCUAGUCGAGCAAGACAUUGGCGUGCUGUCGGCCUUCCUCAUUUGCGGCCUAAACAUGAAGCAUCAGCGUCGCCGCCACGUACCAGUCGACACGCGCAAGAACCGGAUCAUCAACUCUGUGCUCCAGAUGUUCCUCCAGGUCAUCACGGUGACCAAGGACACCAGCGCCAUUUACGCGCGUGUCUCACCCUUCUGGUGCUUCUUCUUUAUCCGCGAAGCCCAUCCCCCACUGUCCGUGUCGCUGGCGCUCAAGAUCGUAUGUGCACUGUUCCUGAUCAAGCCCAACUAUCUCGCCACAUUCAUCAAGAAGGAUGGAUUCCGUCUGCUGGAAGUGUCGCUGGCCAAGUUCCACUGCCACCAGGAGAUCUACCUCACCCUGCUACACUUGCUUCUGGGCAGCAGUCCACCCGCCCUGCUCGAUCUGCACGCCGCCGAGACGCCCAGUCGCCUCGACCUGCACAUGCUGAUCAAUCUUCAUCGCUCCAGCGAGAAGAAGUUGUACAGCAUCGAUGCCGCGCACCUCAUUCUCUCAUUGAUCAGGCGAUCAUUCGAAGAGAUCAAGUCUCCAAGCAAUGCUGCACAGUUUGGAUCAUUCGUCGACAGUAACUUCAACAUGUUGGCUGGUGGACUCUCAUUCUCAUUGUCCCCCAUGGUUGCGCUCCAAACGCCACCAAGCGGUAGCAUGUUGCCAGCAUCACCAUUGUCGAUUGCUCAGUCUAUCGAUCAGCCAUUCCCAAACACAACGCCUACCUCAUCAACUUCGACCACGACAACGACGAUGAUGCCAUCGCCAAUAUCAAUCAGUCAAUCAUCGAGUACCAGCCUUUUGUCAAUGGACAUUGGCAUCGCACCAACCAUGUCCACGUCGAUCACGAUUGAGGCCAUCUCCAACAUGAAUCAUACAGUGCUCAAGUACCUCGAGUACCUGUUCAACGAGAACCCAAGUUUCCAGACCGAGUGCUACAGCGUCACGACCAUCGAGUACCUCAUCUCCAUCCUCUUCCCUCACGAGACAUUCGCUCUCCAUCCAACAACUACCAUGAGCACGCCACUCAUGGACCCAACACAACAGCAGAACACAGGAAUAGGCACGGGAAUGAAGAAGGACCGCGUGCUCGACCUCAUCCUCAACCUGUUGUGUCAGAUCGCACUGUCUGCGCUACACAAGUCCAACAAGGCCAUCCAGAUCAUUGAGGCCGUGCUAGACUCAACGCCAACAUUUGCUCGCGAGGAAGACAUCAUUGCCUAUCAUCAGCGCAUGUUGGGCGACAUCCUCUAUGUGAUGGAGACCAAUAUAACCAAGACUGAGUUUGUGGAGAUGAGCGACAACAGACUGGUACAGGGCAACUUUGUGAAGUUCUGUCAGAUGGUUGUGGACCGCGCCAACAUCGACAGCUACAAGUCGAUCGCCAAACGCGUAUUCCUGUUCCUCGUGCGCGUCCUGGACAAGUUUGACGCUGACGACCGUCGCUCGCCCAAGCAGGUGCAACAGCUCUAUCGCAGUCUCAAUAGAGUGAUCCUCCUCCUGCUCACCAGUCCUGAGCUCGAGGCCGAGCGCUACUUCACCAUCAAUCACAUCAUCAAUCAUCAGCGCAUUGUGAUCAGCGCCAACACAGGCGACACAGACUUUGUCCUUUCAUUCUGCUACCGCCUCUACAAGCUCAUUGGCGAGGACACCACUGGCACAGCACUCAAGCUAUGGGCUCUGCUACUCCUGUUGCGCUCUCCCUUCUCCGACACCAUCGAUUCGUUGCUGUGUCUAAAGUCGCAGAACCGUGGUGGCGAGGUUCUAGACCUGCGUCCAGGCUUCGAGUUGAUGGUCAAUGACAUCAAUCGCUUCGAGGAGUGGCUACGCGAGAAUCAGACAUCAGUCGAGGUCGUGUUUGAGGAGAAUGCCAAGCGUGUACAUCAGGCCUACCUCAAGACAGAGAAGAAGAUCGAGGUGGAGAACUCGAGCGCAUAUUCCAGCGCCAAGAAGGACCGCGAGGCCCGCCGCGACAGGGAUAAGAAGCGCGUGUCGGACAACAGUCUGGAGAACCAGAUACACACGAGUAAGAAGAUCGGACAGUUCAAGGCGGCCGAGACCGAACGCGCAAAGCGCAUCAAGAACAACGAGAAGAGUCGCAAUCGGUUUAUCUCCAAGCAGCUCAAGAUGAUGCUUGACCAGGUGACGCGUGAGCGUGCCGUGUGGGGCCCAUCCGGCUCGUCGCCACUCGACAAGUUCAAGCUGGACUCUACCGAAGGCCCGUACCGCAUGAGGAAGAAGAUGGAGAAGAACUACGACUUUUACAAGAACUAUCGUUAUAUCGAGGCUGCGACCGUCGCUGAGUCCGAGGCCGCCACCAUCAUUGACUCCUCAUCAGUGAUGGCCCCCACCAGCGAGGACAGCAAGAGCUUCAUGGAGUUGAUCAGGGAUCCAUCGACUGUCAAUCAGAUCGAGUCUGCAUAUUGGAAGACGUUGGAAUCCACCGAGUCACCAGAGGCAUCUCCAAUGCUUCUAAGCAGCACAGCCAACAUGCCUCCACCUCCACCUCCUCCCCCAACCACUGGCAGCGACAACACUCGCAGCCGACCGUCCACACCCGCAACGCCCUCAUCCAACAAGGGCACUCUAUCAAGUAGUGGAGGAAGUAGCAGCAGCAUCAACAGCAUGGACAUCACAAGUACAUCGUCCAGUAUCAACACAAAGCUCAUCUCAGAGUCAACCAUCGAUACCUCCGCAUCCGACCUCACUCCACCCGAGUCAUUGCGCUCUUCCACAGAUGAGUCCAUCGUACAAUCACCAUGCGCACAUGGGCUGGCCGACGACAACAACAACAACAAUAACAACAAUGACGAGGACGAUGAGACGGCAACGGACGAUAUGUCCAGCUCUCUGCCAGUUCACAACGCACCACUUGAUCAUGAUGUGGACAUUGCCGAGGCCAACAUGGACGACACAGACAGCGACAAUGACGACACAAACAACUCGAUGAGCAACAACAACAACAACAAUGGUAGCGAAGAGGAGGACAACCUAUCAUUCACAAGAAUGCUCGACACAACAGACCAGGCAUUCAUGCGCGCCAAGAAGGAGGGCGACCCACGCCUCAGCACCGUGCUUUACAACUGUGGUGCGAUCGACGGCAUGGACAAGGUGGAGAGUAUCUUUUUAUUGUGCGUGCAUAACAUGUACAUCAUCAACGGAUACUCCAAGGAUGACAAGACUGGCGAGAUAUCCGAGGUCGAAGAGAAGCUGAACCUGGAGUGGCUGCUCGAGGGCUCGCUCAUGCCCACUCGCAAGGUCAUCUCGCACAACUGUCUCAAGCUCUCCUACGACGAUGUGCAGGACAUACUCAAGCGUCGCUACCUACUACGCGACGUUGCCAUAGAGUUGUUCUCAACGGAUGGUCGUAACACUUUGGUGGUCUUUUCCGAUUCACUGACACGCGAUGCCAUCCACAACGACGUCGUGAUGAACAUGCCCGGAUACGCGACGGCAGGCGACAUAGGCACGCUGAGCAGCUCGCACAAUGUUGAGGACGAGCGAGCGUCAUCAAUGUGGCGCAAGUCACAGACAUUGCUCUGGCAACAGGGCCUGAUCUCCAACUUCCAGUAUCUGAUGUACCUCAACACUCUGGCAGGCAGGACCUACAACGACCUGACCCAAUACCCUGUGUUCCCGUGGAUCCUGUCAGACUACACUAGCGAGGAGCUCGAUUUGGCCAAUCCUGCCAUCUACCGCGACCUCGCCAAGCCAAUGGGCGCGCAGUGUCCCGUGCGAGCACAGAAGUUCACCGAGCGAUUCGAGUGCUGGGAUGACCAAGAGAUCAAUGAGCUGGGCCAUCUCGUUCCCAAGUUCCACUAUGGCACGCAUUAUUCAUCGUCAGCCAUCGUACUCUACUACCUUCUGCGUCUGGAGCCCUUCUCACAGCGCCACCUCAAGAUGCAGAGCGGCCGAUGGGAUCAGGCCGACCGCCUGUUCAACUCGAUCGCCGACACAUGGGCCGUCUCGUCCAAGGGCUCCAUGACAUCGAUCAACGAGCUUAUCCCCGAGUUCUUCUACUUGCCCGACUUCCUUCGCAAUGACAACCGCUUCAACUUUGGAACUACCCAGACGGACGAGGUCAUUGACGACGUGGUGCUGCCACCCUGGGCCAAGGGCUCGGCGCAGGAGUUUGUCAACAUGCAUCGCAAGGCACUAGAGUCGGACUACGUGUCCGAGCACCUUCACGAGUGGAUCGAUCUGAUCUUUGGCUACAAGCAGCAGGGCAAGGCUGCAGAGGAUGCGCUCAACGUGUUCUACUACUUGACCUACGAGGGCACAGUCAACGUGGACUCAAUCACUGAUCACAUCAAGAAGGAGGCCGCCAUCACACAGAUCAACAGCUACGGACAGACGCCACGCCAACUCUUUGACAAGCCACAUGAGAAGCGCAAUCCGGCAAACUACACCGUGCCAUUCUACUACAAGACGAUGGGCAGCGUGCUGAUCAAGGACAUUGGUGAGCCGGUCGGUCAGAUCAGGGUGUUGAACGAACGAACACACUUCAUUGCCGGACUCACCAAGCACUUUGUCUCGCCAAACUACCACAGCUACAUCUUGUGGGGCUUGCCCGACGGCAGCAUCAGACUACACAUCAAUGACAUCCGAGGCUCAGUUCGUGUGCUCGAGGACCAUCAUGAUGGUCCCCUGACCAUAUUGACAUCCACAUCCGAUGGCUACACUGGAGUGAGUGGAGGAGCGGACAGCAUGAUCUGCGUGUACAACAUGCGACAGAAGAAGCUAUCGUUGGCCAAGCGAUUGGUUGGACACACGGGCUCCAUCACGGCGCUCACCACUUCCAGGUCCUACUCUGUCAUUGUCAGUGGUUCAGAAGAUCAUACCUGCAUCAUUUGGGACUUGAACAGGCUCACCUAUUCCAAGACGCUCACGGGUCAUGAUAGUCCUAUCUCGUGUGUGGCCGUGCACGACACUACUGGAGACGUUGCAACAUGCGCCGGCUCAACCAUCAAUAUCUACUCAAUCAAUGGACAGCUGAUACUUUCACACCGCACUUCGCAGAUUGUCUAUGACCAGAUCACCUCAUGUCUCUGGGCCAAGGGUCGCGAAUGGCUUGGCGAGAACGUUCUUAUAACCGGCCAUCGUGAUGGCAAGAUCAAGGUUUGGUCCAUGGAGAACCAGCCCAUUGCACAAACAACAUCAUCAUCUUCAGCCGUUGGCGUUGUUGUUGAAGAUGCUCCAGUCGAGCAGUUUGCUGGAACAAGGAAAACAAGCUGUCCCAAUACGAGGAAGAUUGAACUGGUGCUUCGAAUGACGCUAAACAAUCCAACAUCACACAUCAACUCCAUCACGACACUCUACCUUACCCUUGACCAACAGAAGCUGUACUCAGGUGAUAUUGAUGGCAAGGUGUACGCCUGGUCGGAGAUGGACCUGCCUACACAGGGUCGCCAACGAACGUGGAGCGUCUCUGCGCCCAAACCAAACAUUCAUUAA